CGCAAAUCGCUCAUCACGAUACAGACGGGUGUGGUGUUCGACUCGGCGCCCUUCAUGCGCUUCUAUAGUUCCGUGAUCAAACAGCCCGACAGCUCUUACGCCAUUGGAAGCGCGGCUUGGGUUGUGUUCGCCGGUGCACACCCGAAGAACGCGUUGAAUAAGGUUUCGUCUUUCUGCGACGUCGAGAUGCAAGACCCCAGCGGCUCGAUAUCCACCGUGCUGACCGACGUGCACUGGGACUUGCGCUACCACUGGCAGCGCCACCUCAUUUCCGAGAGCAAGAACAAGUGCGAGUGGAACAUCCGCCCCGGCGGCCGCACGAGCGUCCCUGACACCUACCGCUUCGUGCACCGCGGGUACUCGAAGAACUUGCUGGGCAAACUCAAGGAGUACACGGCAACGUCCAACACGUUCACCGUGACUGCGUAG
Messenger RNA from Phytophthora sojae, 429 nucleotides. RefSeq lists its product as hypothetical. The record is from RefSeq and is a predicted model, not a curated record. Gene Ontology annotation, molecular function: N-acylsphingosine amidohydrolase activity. Gene Ontology annotation, biological process: long-chain fatty acid biosynthetic process; sphingosine biosynthetic process; ceramide catabolic process. Gene Ontology annotation, cellular component: extracellular region. NCBI's taxonomy places the organism in Eukaryota, Oomycota, Peronosporomycetes, Peronosporales, Peronosporaceae. The transcript has a single exon. The annotation marks the transcript as partial.